UGCAAGUGUCUGUUGAAAAAUGGCGGAAAGUUAAUUACUGCGAACGAUCAAGCGUACGCUUGUCAUACAAUUUUAAUGAAAAUGGUUACACAUUCGCCAUAUAAACUUGAUUUAGAUCCACAGAAGCGAAAUGUCUUUGUUACACAACUGCACGAACGUGAUGAUGAAGAAGAUGUCACCGUCUUCCCUGUCGUCAAAGAAUCUGGAGACAAACUCAUUGAGUCUGGCCUCAAUACACUCCAGAAGACACUGCUACUCAAAAAAGAGGUUGAAAUAGAGAAAGUAAAUACUCAGUUGGAAGCCAAACGCUAUGAAUUCAAACAGCGGAUGGAAUUGUGCACCCAAAGGCAGGUGGAGCUACAGAAGAAACAACAAGAGAUGAAAGACAGGGUGACAAAAUUUGAAAAAUUCAUCCAAGAAAAUGAGGCGAAGAGAAGACGAGCAAUACAAAAAUAUCAACAGGAAGUGAGAUUAAAAGAACAAAAGUCUAUUGAGUUUUCAUCUUUAUCAGACCAGUUACAGCAUUUCAAAAAUAGGCAUGCAUUACUAUCAGCCAAACUAAAGGCUUACACUAUAUAUGAGGAAUAUCUGAGAAAUGUUAUUGAGGCCAUACCUGAAGAUUACCUGCCAGCAACAGAAGACAAAGUCAAAGGAUUAAUGAUGAGGCAUAGAACUUUAAGUGAAUCUAACAAAGGGCUGGUUGAUAAUCUAGAGGCCAUGACAGAUGAGCUGGAAGAGUGUAAAAAGGAGUUUGAGAUACUGAAACAAGAGCACCAGAAGAGCCGGCUGUUCAACACCUCCAUGCUGUCCCAGCUACUGGAGAAACAGGAGGAGAUACAGGACAGCAACGAGCAGAACGAGCAGACAUUUCUAAUGACAAGCGGGGAGAUGAGGUCAAAGAGAACAGAGAUUGGCAUAAUAUUUAUGGCCAUAGACAACAUAUACGAGAAAUGUAAAAAACCAACAGAUCCACCCCUGGGGAAAGAGGACUGGGACCUAAAGUUAAACAAAAUCAGGGACCAUUUGAGAGAGAGGGAAGGUGUUGCGCAAGUUGUUUUAAGUGCCACGAGUUCAGUCUCAGGGAGUGGAUCAGCUGACCAUAGCAGGACAAGAGCCAAGUCAAACAUCAGAUUCUAAGUACCAGUUCAAUUACGUUCAUUUAUGUAAAUUAUUUCUCUUUGUUAUGAAUUCCAGUACCCAGACGUGUAUUGGUUUCGUUAGUUCAUGCCAAAUUUUUUUUAUUGUGAUGGUCAUUGCUGAGAUCAACAUUUUAAAAAAUUGCAGCAGGUUUAAGCUGAAAUGUAUUUAUGAUAACAAUCUUGUUUAAGAUAUUUAUGCCAAAAAAUAUUUGUAUUUACUAAUUAAAACCAAAGUAGAAUUGGAAAUGUCUCUGCUUUUAAAAAUAUUUUAAUAGCUUUAGAGGUUAAAGGCCUCAUUGUUCAUUAGCUGUCUCGUAUUUAUGUAAAUAAAAUGUUAAUUUCAACAUUAAACAGAUGAACAUUAUUUGCCCUAAUCGCCUUUCAGGUGUGUUAGGGCAUUAAAUGUUUUCACAUUAUUUCUACUUGGUAUUUUUAAAUUUAAAAAGUAGAUUCAUGUUUACUGUUACAACUAUGGAUCUUUUGGUCCCACUUAACUUUCUUGUGCCUGAAAUUAUUCCCCUUUAAAUACACCUUUUUUAAUAUGCACUAUGUGAACAAUAAAUUAUCAACUUACACACAAAGUAUUGUAAAGCUAACGAGCCUGUUCAAGCAGGUUUGUGAUUAAAGCAUUAAACAAUUUAUUUUUAAAAAAUGGCGCUGAUUAACAAACUCAUAUAUUAUUGUAGUUUAAUAUUAUUGUAAUAAUUUUGCAUUUAAAAUGCAGAUAGAAGUUCUUGUAUAAAAUAUUUUGUUGUACGUGUUGUUUAAAAUUGUAAAUGUAGAUUGGGGUAAAAAUGAAUGAAACAAAUCUGUAGAUAGGAUGUAUGCUGUGAGUUAAUGAGACUUUGCUUCAACAACUAAAUCCAUUUUAAAUGUUACAUUCUGCUUCAAAUAAGAUAACACUUGUAGUUUUUUUUUCCAUCUGAAACUUAUUUUAUGGGUUUCUUUAGCUCAUUAUCUUCAUCAUCUAUACUAAGAUGCCAAGUUUCUUUAUUUUUGAGCCUGUUAUGUUCUGUUAUUUCCAUGCCUUCAUGUAUCAUAAGCAACAAAAAAUUUGUACUUUUUUUAAGCCUCAUUUUAUCACGAUUAUUUCACAUUAGUUAAAGUCAUCUUUUCAUGAUGUGAAUAAACUUUAAACAAAAAUUAUAUUCUUUUCAACGUCAGAAAGAAAGCAGAAAUAAGUUUUCUGAUUUGUUUGUGAUUUAGGCUUUUGUGACAUUAUUUAUCAGAUGUGAACUAUACAUUUAGAGUUCUCACUCCAAACAUCCAAAAGUGGCUUAGACAAUGGUGAAAUUAUUGUGACAAAUUUUAUUUUACACAAAUACAGAAAUUGUUUUAGUACAUAGUUUUUGAAUUGUUGGAUGCUCCCUGUUAUAUUGUGAUACCUUGACUUUACCCGCUUGAAUAAAUUAUCUCUGUACAACC
Molecule: messenger RNA, 2564 nt
Organism: Physella acuta
Lineage: Eukaryota; Metazoa; Mollusca; Gastropoda; Physidae
Source: RefSeq, a predicted model, not a curated record